UUGCAGUUCCUUCUGGGCCUGUGUGGACUAGGGGCACAACGCGGCGCCUGACUGGCAGGAGGGGAAAGCGGAGACUCCUUCAGGUUUCCAAAGAGGUCCGAGCGGACUGUAUUAGGAAAUCUUGAAGAGUCUUACACUUUUAAUCCUCCAGUGAUUGAUUGCGCUGUGAGGACAUUGUGGUGAGGUGGUAAGUUGUAAAAAACAACUGCUUUCCUGGCCUUUUACAACCUAGUUAAGAAUUUGACUGACAAAAUGUUGGCACCAGCUGUGGAAGAGCUGAUCAGCCUCAACUCCAAAUCUCUAUCCUGAGACACAGCAACAGGAUGUGCCUCGGAGAAGAAUCUCAGGAUAGAGAAUUUUUGAUUGAGUUCCAAAUCUGCAAGCUCAGGGUUCUGUUGGUCUGGAAGUAAGCAGGGGAAUACAAGGAGUUGAAAUUCACCAAGUUGAGGUGAGAAAUUCAGUGGACAGCAGCAAAAUCUACAAAGAUUCAAAGCUCUGAAAAUACUUCAUCUGAAAUUUCAGACUGGACAGACUCACAGUGGCUUCUAAGCCAGUGAGAACAAAGCUGCCAAAGCAUGCUGGUGCCAAGCUGUCAGAUGAUGCACGUAGUCAGGCCAAUGGUGGUGCUCCUGUGCUUGCUACUCAAUGCUGAUGCUGAAACACCACCAAAGUUUACAAGAACUCCCGUUGACCAGACAGGUGUUUCUGGAGGAGUCGCCUCGUUCAUUUGUCAAGCCACAGGAGACCCAAGACCUAAAAUUGUCUGGAAUAAAAAGGGAAAGAAAGUCAGCAACCAGAGAUUUGAGGUAAUAGAGUUUGAUGAUGGAUCUGGAUCAGUUCUCAGAAUACAACCACUGCGAACACCACGAGAUGAAGCUAUUUAUGAAUGUGUCGCUUCCAAUAGUGUUGGCGAAAUAAGUGUGUCCACAAGACUCACUGUUUUACGCGAGGAUCAAAUUCCCCGAGGUUUCCCCACCAUUGAUAUGGGCCCACAGCUGAAGGUGGUUGAACGAACUCGUACAGCUACCAUGCUAUGUGCAGCCAGUGGCAAUCCCGAUCCUGAAAUAACUUGGUUCAAAGAUUUCUUACCUGUUGAUACAAGCAAUAACAACGGCCGCAUCAAACAGUUACGCUCAGGUGGUACACCAAUAAGAGGUGCCCUGCAAAUUGAACUGAGUGAAGAAUCUGACCAAGGCAAAUAUGAGUGUGUUGCAACCAACAGUGCGGGUACACGCUAUUCUGCCCCUGCCAAUCUAUAUGUCAGAGUUCGACGGGUCCCACCGAGGUUCUCUAUCCCCCCUACCAAUCAUGAGAUCAUGCCUGGCGGGAGUGUAAAUAUCACAUGUGUUGCGGUGGGGUCACCAAUGCCAUAUGUGAAAUGGAUGCUAGGAGCAGAAGAUUUGACACCUGAGGAUGAUAUGCCGAUAGGGAGGAACGUCCUGGAGCUUAAUGAUGUCAGGCAGUCUGCAAAUUAUACUUGUGUUGCUAUGUCUACCCUUGGUGUUAUAGAAGCAAUAGCACAGAUAACUGUCAAAGCCUUACCCAAACCUCCUGGAACACCUGUGGUGACAGAAAGCACAGCAACAAGCAUAACAUUGACUUGGGAUUCUGGAAACCCUGAGCCAGUUUCUUACUACAUAAUCCAACACAAACCCAAAAACUCUGAGGAGCCAUAUAAAGAAAUCGAUGGGGUGGCCACAACACGCUAUAGUGUGGCUGGCCUAAGCCCAUAUUCCGAGUAUGAAUUUCGUGUCAUUGCUGUAAAUAACAUUGGGCGAGGACCACCCAGCGAGCCUGUGUCAACAAGGACUUCAGAGCAAGCACCUUCAAGUGCACCACGCAAUGUGCAGGCCCGUAUGUUGAGCUCUACCACCAUUUUGGUACAGUGGGAAGAACCCGAGGAACCUAAUGGACAAAUACAAGGUUACAGAGUUUAUUACACCAUGGACCCCACUCAACACGUCAACAGCUGGAUGAAGCACAAUGUGGCUGACAGCCAUAUUACCACUAUCGGGAAUCUGGUACCCCAGAAAACAUACUCUGUAAAGGUUCUUGCUUUUACUUCUGUUGGGGAUGGACCACUUUCUAGUGACAUUCAAGUCAUCACUCAAACAGGAGUGCCUGGUCAGCCAUUGAACUUCAAAGCGGAACCUGAGUCUGAAACGAGCAUAUUACUUUCCUGGACACCUCCACGCUCUGAUACGAUUUCCAGCUAUGAACUGGUUUACAAAGAUGGGGAGCAUGGGGAGGAGCAACGAGUUUCCACUGAACCUGCUACAUCUUAUCGCCUGCAAGGCUUAAAGCCAAACAGCUUGUACUUAUUCCGUCUAGCUGCACGUUCUCCUCAAGGCCUGGGCGCUUCGACAGCGGAAAUCUCAGCAAGAACCAUGCAGUCAAAGCCAUCAGCUCCUCCUCAAGACAUUAGUUGCACAAGCCCCAGCUCCACUAGCAUUUUGGUAAGUUGGAAACCUCCACCGGUGGAAAAACAGAACGGCAUUAUCACUGCAUACUCCAUCAAGUACAUUGGGAUUGAUGGAGAAGAUGUCAAGCCCCAUGAAAUUUUGGGAAUUUCCUCGGACAAUACCCAAUACCUUUUGGAACAUCUGGAAAAAUGGACUGAGUACCGGAUCUCUGUGACUGCCCACACUGAUGUUGGACCUGGCCCAGAGAGCUUAGCAGUAUUGAUUCGGACAGAUGAAGAUGUUCCUAGUGGUCCUCCUCGCAAAGUCGAGGUAGAGGCUGUCAACUCUACUGCUGUUAAAGUGUCAUGGCGCUCGCCUGUGCCCAAUAAGCAGCAUGGUCAGAUCCGAGGAUACCAGGUCCACUACGUGAGGAUGGAAAACGGAGAGCCAAAGGGUCAGCCCAUGCUGAAGGACAUUAUGCUGGCCGAUGCACAGUGGGAAUAUGAUGAUACUACUGAACAUGAAAUGAUAAUUUCUGGGCUUCAGCCUGAAACUACAUACUCUUUCACUGUGACAGCCUAUACAACAAAAGGUGAUGGAGCACGCAGCAAGCCCAAACUCAUAUCUACUACUGGUGCAGUUCCAGGCAAACCUCGGCUUGUGAUUAGCCACACACAGAUGAACACGGCUCUUAUUCAGUGGCACCCUCCUGUGGACACCUUUGGCCCGCUGCAGGGUUAUCGCCUGAAGUUUGGUCGCAAAGACGUGGAUACAUUUACGACCAUGGAGUUCUCAGAGAAGGAAGAUCACUUCACAGCUACAGACAUUCACAAAGGAGCUUCUUAUGUCUUCAGGCUCUCAGCUAGAAAUAAAGUGGGCUUUGGGGAGGAGAUGGUUAAAGAGAUUUCUGUUCCUGAAGAGGUACCCAGUGGAUUUCCCCAAAACCUCCACUCGGAAAGCUCUACUUCUACAUCAGUUCAAUUAACUUGGCAGAUGCCACUCUUGGCAGAGAGAAAUGGCAUUAUCACCAAAUAUACCAUCUUGUACAGAGAUAUCAAUGUUGCUUACCAGCCAGUUGAACUCCCUGUUGUUCCUGCUGAUACCACUAUGACACUUUCUGGCUUAAAACCAGAUACCACAUAUGAUGUAAAAGUACGUGCCCACACAAGCAAAGGGCCUGGUCCCUAUAGUCCAAGUGUCCAGUUCAGGACACUACCCGUGGAUCAAGCAGUGUUUGCAAAAAAUUUUCAUGUUAAAGCAGUAAUGAAGACUUCUGUUUUGCUCUCUUGGGAAAUUCCAGAAAAUUACAAUUCAGCCUUGCCUUUCAAAAUCCUUUAUGAUGAUGGGAAAAUGGUGGUGGAGGUUGAUGGACGUGCUACUCAAAAGCUGAUCACAAACUUGAAGCCGGAGACAUCAUAUUCAUUUGUGCUGACAAACAGAGGGAAUAGUGCUGGGGGUCUUCAGCACAGAGUGACAGCAAAGACUGCACCAGACGUGCUUCGCACCAAGCCAGUCUUCAUUGGAAAGACCAACUUAGAUGGCAUGAUAACUGUGGAACUUCCAGAAGUACCUUCAAAUGAGAAUAUAAAAGGUUAUUACAUAGUUAUUGUGCCUUUGAAGAGGUCUCGUGGAAAGUUUAUCAAACCAUGGGAGAGUCCAGAUGAAAUGGAACUAGAUGAGCUGCUUAAGGAGAUAGCUAGGAAACGAAGAAGCGUUCGUCUUGGGAGGGAAGUUGAAUUAAAGCCAUAUAUUGCAGCUCACUUUGAAGUUCUUCCUACGGAGUUCACAUUGGGAGAUAAAAAGCAUUAUGGUGGCUUUGAGAAUAAGCAGUUGCAGAGUGGUCAAGAAUAUGUCUUCUUUGUGUUGGCUGUAAUGGAGCACUCAGAAUCUACCAUGUAUGCAACCAGCCCAUAUUCUGAUCCUGUUGUGUCGAUGGAUCUUGAUCCCCAACCAAUUACAGAUGAAGAAGAAGGCUUGAUUUGGGUUGUUGGACCUGUUCUUGCAGUGGUGUUUAUCAUCUGUAUUGUCAUUGCUAUACUUCUUUAUAAAAGCAGUAAACCUGACAGGAAGAGAGCUGAAUCCGAUUCUAGAAAGAGCAGCAUACCCAACAGCAAAGAGGUCCCCUCUCACCAUCCCACAGACCCAGUGGAGCUGCGACGCCUUAAUUUUCAAACUCCGGGUAUGGCCAGCCACCCACCAAUACCUAUCUUGGAACUUGCAGAUCACAUUGAAAGAUUGAAAGCAAAUGACAAUUUGAAGUUCUCACAGGAGUAUGAGUCUAUUGAUCCUGGUCAGCAGUUCACAUGGGAACACUCUAACCUGGAAGUAAACAAACCAAAGAAUAGAUAUGCGAAUGUAAUUGCCUAUGAUCAUUCUCGUGUUUUACUCUCAGCCAUAGAAGGCAUACCAGGCAGUGACUAUAUCAAUGCCAACUACAUAGAUGGAUACAGAAAGCAGAAUGCCUAUAUAGCAACACAAGGGGCAUUGCCAGAAACCUUUGGUGACUUCUGGAGAAUGAUGUGGGAGCAAAGGGGUGCAACUGUCGUCAUGAUGACAAAACUAGAGGAGAGGUCCAGGGUGAAGUGUGAUCAGUACUGGCCAAGCAGAGGCACAGAAACUUACGGACUAAUCCAAGUGACCCUUUUAGACACUGUUGAAUUGGCAACGUACUGUGUUCGUACAUUUGCACUCUACAAGAAUGGUUCAAGUGAGAAAAGGGAAGUGAGGCAAUUCCAGUUCACUGCCUGGCCUGACCACGGUGUCCCAGAACACCCAACACCGUUCUUAGCUUUCCUGCGACGAGUCAAGACCUGCAACCCUCCUGAUGCUGGGCCUAUGGUUGUACAUUGCAGUGCUGGAGUUGGCAGGACUGGCUGUUUCAUUGUGAUAGAUGCCAUGUUGGAGAGAAUAAAGCAUGAAAAGACUGUAGAUAUUUAUGGCCACGUAACUCUAAUGAGAGCGCAGAGGAAUUACAUGGUUCAAACUGAGGACCAAUACAUCUUUAUCCACGAUGCACUGCUGGAAGCAGUGACAUGUGGAAAUACCGAAGUGCCAGCCAGAAACCUGUAUGCUUAUAUCCAGAAGCUGACACAGAUUGAAACAGGCGAAAAUGUCACAGGAAUGGAACUGGAAUUUAAGCGUCUUGCUAGCUCUAAGGCUCACACUUCAAGAUUCAUCAGUGCCAACCUUCCGUGUAACAAAUUCAAAAAUCGCCUUGUCAAUAUUAUGCCAUAUGAGUCUACAAGGGUAUGCUUGCAGCCAAUCCGAGGAGUAGAAGGCUCUGAUUAUAUUAAUGCCAGUUUCAUUGAUGGAUACAGACAACAAAAAGCUUACAUAGCUACACAGGGUCCUUUAGCAGAAACAACCGAAGACUUCUGGAGAAUGCUCUGGGAGCAUAAUUCUACAAUUGUGGUCAUGCUCACUAAGCUACGAGAAAUGGGCAGAGAAAAAUGCCACCAGUACUGGCCUGCAGAGCGCUCAGCCAGAUACCAGUAUUUUGUGGUAGAUCCAAUGGCAGAGUACAACAUGCCACAGUAUAUUCUGAGGGAAUUCAAGGUUACAGAUGCAAGGGAUGGACAGUCCCGAACAGUGAGGCAGUUCCAGUUCACUGACUGGCCAGAACAAGGAGUGCCAAAGUCUGGAGAAGGAUUUAUUGACUUCAUAGGCCAAGUGCAUAAAACAAAAGAGCAGUUUGGUCAGGAUGGACCAAUUUCUGUUCAUUGCAGUGCGGGUGUUGGAAGGACUGGAGUAUUCAUAACCCUGAGCAUCGUGUUAGAAAGAAUGAGAUAUGAAGGUGUUGUAGAUAUCUUCCAGACUGUCAAAAUGUUAAGGACGCAGCGGCCAGCCAUGGUACAGACAGAGGAUCAAUACCAGUUCUGCUAUCGAGCCGCACUGGAAUAUCUGGGCAGCUUUGAUCACUAUGCAACAUAAAAACCCAUCAUGGAUUUUUAUUGCAGGCCCUUUAAGAUCCAGAGAGCCGCUUCUGAGCCAUACAAUGUGCUUUAGAAGUACUUCUUAACUCUUAGCUAAGGAGCGAUUAUUGGGGAUAUAUAAAAUAAAAAAAAUAAAUAAAAAAACCACAAAAAAUAAUGGGGAUAUAUAAAACAAAAAGAAACAAACAAACAAAAAACUAUUCCAUGUGGACCAAGAAUUCACAGUUUAAUAACCUAACCAUAAUAAAAGAAUCCUGACCACUGAGGCGUCUGAAGGAUCUCAUUUACAGAUACCUCAAGGGUUCGACAUUGGUUGAAGUUAAAGGGAAGAGGAAAUUAAUCAGAAAAAAUGAUCAUCUUGUUCAGGAUUUCAUGCUUUUGCAAAGACAAAUUUUGAGAAAACUGCAGUUCAGUGCAAGAUGUUUAUUAAAUGGUUGAGUCCUGGCUUCUCAAACAAAGCGGACUCUUUACUUCAACAUCACCCCUUCCCAUCAUACUGCUCGUCAUAACACUUUAGGGAAAAUGUGGGAAUGUUUAAAAAGAAAGUCCUUGAUUUAGUUUUUUAGUAUUGUAAAGAUACUGCUGACCUGUGCUUCAUUUUUAACUGUGUAAACUUUUUCCUUUUUUUAACAAGAGUUUAUCAUUCAAUGAAGUGAAUUAAAGGUUGCAUAACUGUUAA
Messenger RNA from Grus americana (Whooping crane), 7013 nucleotides. It is a transcript of the gene PTPRD, whose product is annotated as protein tyrosine phosphatase receptor type D. NCBI's taxonomy places the organism in Eukaryota, Metazoa, Chordata, Aves, Gruiformes, Gruidae. Gene Ontology annotation, biological process: protein dephosphorylation. The record is from RefSeq and is a predicted model, not a curated record. Gene Ontology annotation, molecular function: protein tyrosine phosphatase activity; protein binding. Bases 576 to 6332 code for a protein of 1918 amino acids. The transcript is spliced from 42 exons.